GACAUUGACAAACAGUUUCAAACAGCGAUCGAACAUGUCAUUAUGUUCGAAACUUUAUUACCCUUAUUUAUUUUAUUGAUUCCGAGCUGUCGCACUUUUCGUGCUCCAAAUGUUGGUACCACUCUUUUCACAGAAUCAGACCUUAACAAGCAAUGCUGGGACUCGGACAGUAUAUCUUUACUGCACUCCAGGAUGUUUUUGGAGCUGCUACUACCUUGUCCAAGGGUUCUCUACGAGCUGGACAAUGAGUUCUCUGUAGACUUGAUUAAGUAUUUUAGUCUGGUACUGACCACCAUGCAUUCUUUUCCUGAUGGAAGGAAGAAGCAGCUGAGUAUAUACGCUAUGGAGGAUAUUAUUGGUGGCUACUUCCACUCUCUCAUCUUGCCAAUAGCUAGAUUCUCUUACUACUCAGGAAUCAUCAAUUGGAGGAGCAUGAGGAGGUUGAACCGUUAUUACAACCAACUCAAAGAAGUCCUUAGGACGGAAGGACAAGGCUGGGCACCACCAAGACCCCAAAACUGGGAAAACUACGACGCCAGAAGACUUCCGAUGCGCCCAAAAACAGCAUGUCUCGAAGGGGAGGUACCAUGCAGCAAUAUCCGUCUUUACCGACGUCUAAAGUGCUGCGACGAUAUGAAGACCUGCGGUAGAUGCAUGAAGGUAGCGGUACCAGUCCCGUUUUUCGACUGCAAGAUGAAGCCCCACGCUUUGGCAGUGCCCUUCAAGAACUGCCCCCUCUUCGACGUCAAUUCUGGAAGAUCAGCCUACGUCCUGAUCAGGUUUUUCGUACAGAGCUACCGCUGCCUGUACUGCAAGUGCAACCACGCAGAUUGUCUGUCGAUCUUCAGGAGCAACCUGUACACCUGGUUGAUGGACGAGGUGGUGCCGAGGUUCAAUGAUGACAAGACCUACGUGGCCUUUGGCGGGGUGAUAAGGCUCAUCAAGACGUUGGAGUGUCAAGGUGUUAGGCACGUUGACUUGCUUCAUGAGAGGCAGUGCUACAACAGAAUGGCCGGUGUUAGUGAAGAUCCGUUUAUAGAGUAUACAAGGCAUAAGCUGAAGGUGAUACUGAUAGCUCUAUUGAUCGUCCUCUUAUUAUGGUUCCUGUUGGCUUCCUGCAUCAUUUGCUGUAGGAUGGCGAGAAAGAGGUGUACUUGCGGAAAGCCAGCGAGAAGUGAAUCUAGCAAAUCCAGAUCAGGAGGUUCAAGAAAAUCUUCAACGUUGCUGGAGAAGAUUCUGGGAGAGAAAGGGAAGAGACGCAAAUUGUGGUGCAGUUGUGGUAGUAAAACUUACUACUCCCUCACGGAUGACACCAGCAGAGCGAAGACCUCUACUCCAAAAUCCGAAGAUUCCAGUCCGAAAUCCCUCCCGUCCAGUCCUAAAUCUAGCUCUCCAAGGACGUACUUCAGCUCAGACUCCCAGUCUCGAUCUUCCAGAGGAGACAUUCAGGCCUACUCCGCGGUGGAAGAGUCCAUCUCUAUCAUCAAGGGUAGCACUUCUGGAGAGUCCAGGGGACUACCACCCAUUGUGGAGAUGUCCGAGAAGUCCACGGCGAGCGACAGCAAGGGCAAGGUGAAGUUUGGACCAUCGGUGUCGAGGUCUGCCACAGAGGCUAGUGCAACAGGUACAGAUAAGAGGGAUUCCUUAUCAGAGCUGGAAUCCUCAGUGUCGAUACCAGCAAAGACGCAGAGAUCGACGAAAGCAGACAGCUUAGAUUCUGGGAAAUCUGGCAGUAUACAGGAGGAUUCACAGGCUCAUUGUUACAGCGAUGACAGCGAUUUAGCUACUGAAGAAACUGGAAGAACUGACAUAUCUAGUGAUUCUAUAGAACAGUUACCACCUCGUUGAGAGGGAGGUGCCAGGAAGUUAGUUAUGAGGUAUUAAGAAUAAAAUAUUAUAUUAUGGAUAUAUAAUUAUAUAUCUUUAUGUAGAAAAAAAGGAAACUAUAUGCAAUAAAAUAUUUUUUUAUUUAAA
Molecule: messenger RNA, 1974 nt
Organism: Harmonia axyridis
Lineage: Eukaryota; Metazoa; Arthropoda; Insecta; Coleoptera; Coccinellidae
Exons: 14
Coding region: 43-1848 (601 amino acids)
Source: RefSeq, a predicted model, not a curated record